Messenger RNA from Lotus japonicus, 1518 nucleotides. RefSeq lists its product as uncharacterized. NCBI's taxonomy places the organism in Eukaryota, Viridiplantae, Streptophyta, Magnoliopsida, Fabales, Fabaceae. The record is from RefSeq and is a predicted model, not a curated record. Gene Ontology annotation, molecular function: nucleic acid binding; zinc ion binding. Bases 1 to 1518 code for a protein of 505 amino acids. The transcript is spliced from 3 exons.
AUGGGCUUAGCUUUAGUAUGGGAGAAUUGCUCAUGUGAGGAAUCAAUGAGUGAAUAUCUAGGCUAUAGCAAUAAGCUGGACAAAGUUGAUGGACUAACAACAGCCAAAGAAGUCUGGGAAGCUCUAGGGCUUGCCUAUGAAGGUACAACAAAUUUCAGACAAGCCAAAGUGAGUUUACUUGUCGCUGAAUAUGAACCCUUCAAGAUGAAAGAAAAUGAAAGCAUUGAUGACAUGUUUGGAAGAUUCCAAACCUUCAAGUAUGAAAAUGUUGAUCAAAUCACGAAGAUCCUAAGAUGCCUUCCUAGGCGAUGGAGACCCAAAGUCACCGCCAUUAAAGAAGCUAAAGAUCUUAGCACACUAAGAUUGGAAGAUCUCCUUGGAUCUCUGAAGGUUCAUGAAAUAGAACUUGCCCAUGACGAAGGACUGAAGAAGCAGAAGAACAUUGUGUUCAAAGCCAACAGUUCCAAAGCCAGUCAAGCAAAGGAACAAUCGGAAGAAGAAGAAUCCUCUGAAGAAUUGUCAGAUGAUGAACAAGGACUCUUCAACAAAAAAUUCAAGAGGAUGUGGAUCAAACAACAAAGAGGAAAAGAUACAUCAAAGAAAGACAACAAACGAGAAUCAAGUCUGAAAAAGAAAUCGUUCACUCACAAAGGUGAAAGCGGCUCAAAUGCAGACAAAAGCAUCAUUACGUGCUUUGAAUGCAAAAAGUCGGGCCACAUCAAGCCGGGCUGUCCGAGACUAGCUAAAAAGUCAAUCAAGAAACCAUACUACAAGAAAAAGAAAGCCUUAGCAGCUGGAUGGGAUGACUCUGAGGACGGUUCUAAAGAUGACGAUGAAGACGAUGAUGAAGAUGCACACUUUGCACUCGUGGCAUCUGCAAACAGUUCAGACGAUGGUGAUGACGAUGAGGUAAAAACCGAAAACCUUAAAGAAGAAUUCAAUGAAUUACUUGAACACUCAUAUGCAUUAUCUGAAAAAUACAAAGCUCUAAAGAAACAGUUUGCUAAGCUUCAACUAGAACAUGAAAAGGUUUUGUCUGAAAAGAACCACAUAGUUAAAGAAAAUACUGCCUUAAAGGAACAAGAUUCUGCUAAAGAAGUAGUUGUCUUAAAGAAAAGAGUUAAAAUAUUAAUUGACGAUUUAUCUACUUUCACCAUUGGUCAUGAUAAUCUAGUUAAACUGUGUGGCAACAGUCGUGAACUGUACGAUAAAAGCGGAUUAGGUUUUGAUAGUGAAUCAACCUCAUCUAGUGAAACCAUGUCCGAUAUAUCUUUUACAUCAUCUGAUUCUGGUCAAACUAAAUUUGUUGUGAACUGCAUAAUUGAGCGAGAUGAAAGCAAAACCUUUUAUGAAAAGAAGGUUUCUCCUAAAAAUGCUACUAACCCUUCAGGACCCAAGAAAAUAUGGGUACCUAAAAAGUCAAUUAUCUCUGUUGCAGACUUACUUAACAGAACAAAGGAAACGCCAACAAUGUGUAGUGUCACUGAUACCGAUGACAAGAUCAUCUUUGAAGCUUAG